AUGAGUGACACUCCAAAUAAAGGAAAAAAGAAUGCAGAUCUUUUAAACAGCCCUUGGUUUCAAAGUGCCUAUAAAUCAGCCUUGGAGUUCUAUGAGAAAGAUCAGGUAUUGGAUGGCAAAGAUCGAUUGGCUUUGCAUGAGAAAUAUAAAAAAAUAGCUCGUGGACAACUACUUAGUGGGUGGCUUGGUUUUACCGCUGUUUUUGGGACACCUUUUGUAUAUCGCUAUUACACCACUGGUGCAAUCAGAGGAGUUAAAGUUCCAAGAAAUUUCAUCUUGGGCUUAGUUGCAAUGGCUGCUACAUCACAUCUGGCCGGUAAUUCCAUUUAUCAAUAUCAAUUAAAUUCCCUGGAAUAUACCCCUUUGGAAAAGUUUGGAACUAAUGAAUAUGGAGAUAGAGAUGCUACAACAGAGCAACAGGUGAAUCAUCAAAAGACAAGCGAUCAGAAGCAAUACGAAAUGAUGCGUGUUUUAAAUAAUGGAAGUCCUACCAGGUGGUCAAUGUACUUUUACACCACCUUCCAUCAUCCUGAAAGAAAGUUACCUGAUCCAAAAGUUAAGUUGCAACAAAUGAAGGAACUUGCUAGUGGAUUUGGGGGAUUCAACUCACCAAUUAUGCACCAAAGGGAUCCAUUGGGUUUAUAUUCCAAGGGCCCUUCUGGGAAAAACCAGGAAAAUGGUGUUAUGCGACAAAGUGAGACAGUCAAGAAUGGAGCUCCCAGUUCAUUUAAGGAAGAACUUAACCCUCAAGAAACAAAUUCAAGAUCAUCGUGGGAUAAAGUCCUACAAAAGAGUGAUAAACAAUCAUCGUGGGACAGAGUAAGAAACGGGACUUUGCCAAGUACUUCUACAGGCGAAACAGGUAAGGAUGAUCUAUUGUCAUCAGAUAUUACUUCUUCCUCCGCUAGUUCAACCCCGCCAGAUGACACACCGAUUAUUCCAUUGGAUCACCCCACACAAUCAGAGUUCGACAAGCUACUGGAGAAGGAGAGAAAGGGAGGCGCAGAUAAUUAA
Naumovozyma castellii is the source of this 1014-nucleotide messenger RNA. It is a transcript of the gene RCI37, whose product is annotated as Rci37p. The transcript has a single exon. The coding region runs from base 1 to 1014 and encodes 337 amino acids. The record is from RefSeq and is a predicted model, not a curated record. NCBI's taxonomy places the organism in Eukaryota, Fungi, Ascomycota, Saccharomycetes, Saccharomycetales, Saccharomycetaceae.